AUAAAGCGGGCUUCAGCUGGUCCCUUUUUAGGGAUGGAUACCCAUAUUAGGAUCAGACACCCCCCCGAAGGACGCCUGUUCGAAUAUCACAUCAAACGAAUCUUUGAUCAAUAGGUACAACGUGGAUGUCUACAACGUUGUUUUGGAUAUAACAGGCAAACAUUAUGCCCUUCAAAGUGCUGGUUACACGCCGAGUCCCUCAGGACGCUAUUGAGCUUCUCAAAGAUGCCAACUACCAGUUGGACUAUUGGGAAAAAGAUGAUCCAAUUCCAAGAGAUGAGCUCCUCAAGAGAGUCAAAGAAGUUGAUGCUAUAUUCUGCUUGUUGACUGAAAAAAUUGAUGCAGAGCUUCUAGAUGCUGCAGGACCACAGCUUAAAGUAGUUGCCACUAUGUCUGUUGGUUAUGACCAUGUCAAUACCAAGGAACUGGCUAAGAGGAAUCUGCAUCUUGGUUUUACGCCUGGAGUUUUGACUGAUGCAACUGCAACUCUUAAUGUGGCCCUUUUGCUUGCUGUGUCAAGAAGAAUUGUAGAGGCUGCUGCAGAGGCCAAAAAUGGUGGUUGGGGAACAUGGAAGCCAAUGUGGAUGACAGGAGCUACAUUGAAAGGAAGCACUGUUGGAGUAGUUGGGUUUGGAAGAAUUGGUUUGGCUGUAAUGAAGAGACUGGCUCCUUUUGGAGUUGCUAAGUUUCUGUAUAAUGACAUCAUACAAAGAGAUGAUGUGGCCAAGGAUGUUGGUGCUGUUUUUGCUGAUAGAGACACACUGUUCCGGGAGUCUGACUUCAUUAUUGCUUGUACCUUGUUGACUGACGAGACCAAAGGCAUGUUUAACAAGGAUGCGUUCUCCAAAAUGAAGAAGAAUUGUAUUUUUGUCAAUGCUAGCCGAGGUGGAGUAGUGAACCAAGAUGACUUGUACGAAGCCCUGAAGAAUGGAGAAGUAAGAGGCGCCGGUCUAGAUGUUACUGUUCCUGAACCUAUUCCCUUGGACCAUCCUCUACUCACCUUGAAAAAUUGCGUUAUUGUCCCCCAUAUUGGUAGCGCAGAAGAAGCGACCAGAACAGACAUGGCGACUCUUACAUCAAGAAACAUCAUCGCUGGACUGAAGGGCGAAAAGCUUCCAGCGGCAGCUCAACUAUGAAGAAAUGUCUUGGCGUUUUUGUUUUUUUUUAAACUAAUUUU
Actinia tenebrosa (Australian red waratah sea anemone) is the source of this 1177-nucleotide messenger RNA. RefSeq names its product glyoxylate reductase/hydroxypyruvate reductase. Lineage: Eukaryota; Metazoa; Cnidaria; Anthozoa; Actiniaria; Actiniidae. Gene Ontology annotation, molecular function: glyoxylate reductase (NADPH) activity; hydroxypyruvate reductase (NADH) activity; NAD binding. The record is from RefSeq and is a predicted model, not a curated record. Gene Ontology annotation, cellular component: cytosol.